AUGGCUUUGAAGCUGGACCUUAGUAAAGCUUAUGAUCGAGUAGACUGGCAUUUCUUGAGGGCCAUGAUGUCUCGGAUGGGUUUUAGUGACAAAUGGAUUCGCUUAAUAUAUGGGUGUCUAUCUUCGGUUACGUAUCAUAUUGUGAGUAGUGGGCAUACCGUGGGGCCAAUCAUUCCUAGUAGGGGGCUUCGUCAAGGUGACCCUAUAUCGCCUUAUCUUUUUCUCAUUUGUGCGGAGGGACUGUCAGCUCUUAUUCAACGUUAUGAGGAAAGGAAGCUCAUACAUGGGUAUAAAGUGGCCAAUGGCGCUCCUAUUGUAUCUCAUAUGCUUUUUGCAGACGAUAGCUUUCUAUACUACAGAGCCACAGAGAGAGAAGUUGCUAAUAUCCAACAUAUGCUCGAAGUCUUUGCUAAUGCUUCUGGGCAAGGAGUUAACUUUGAAAAUCCUCUGUUUUUUCACUCUAUUGGAAGAAACAAGACUGCUGCGUUUAGUUAUGUGGUGGACAAGGUGCAAAAGAGGAUUCAGACUUGGGAUACUAAGUUUCUUUCUAGAGCCGGCAAGGAAAUUCUCAUUAAAGCGGUGAAAAGUGCUAUGUGUGGAUUUUGGUGGAAGUCUAAUAAUUCCAAGGGGAUUCAUUGGUUGAGCUGGGAUAAACUUGCUGCUCAUAAGUUUGAUGGAGCCAAACAAGGAUGGAUGUUACUGGUGUGUGGGGAUAAUUUAGCUUCUAAAAUAUUUAAAGCUAGAUAUUUUCCCAAUGGUACUUUUCUCACUGCUACUCUUGGAAGCAAUCCAAGUUACAUAUGGCGUAGUGUUUUGGAAUCUCAAACUUUGGUGCGAGCGGGAGCGAGACGGCUAGUUGGGGAUGGUUCUCGUAUUGGUAUUCUUCAUGAACCUUGGCUUAUGGAUGAUUCUAACCCUUUUAUUGAAACUUCUAAUCCGAGCCUUCAUGGGAGAAUGGUUAACUCGUUGAUGAAAGUCGACAAGUUAGAGUGGGAUAGUGAGGUUAUUUCUAAUGUUUUAAAUGACAGAGAUAAAGAGCUGGUGUGGCGUAUUCCUCUUUCUGCAGCAAGAUUAAGAGAUGAUUGGUAUUGGUUGAAAGAUAGUAAAGGAAUGUUUACUGUGAAGAGUGCUUAUAGAAUAUAA
Messenger RNA from Cannabis sativa, 1143 nucleotides. RefSeq lists its product as uncharacterized. The transcript is spliced from 4 exons. The record is from RefSeq and is a predicted model, not a curated record. Lineage: Eukaryota; Viridiplantae; Streptophyta; Magnoliopsida; Rosales; Cannabaceae. The coding region runs from base 1 to 1143 and encodes 380 amino acids.